Molecule: messenger RNA, 2989 nt
Organism: Esox lucius (northern pike)
Lineage: Eukaryota; Metazoa; Chordata; Actinopteri; Esociformes; Esocidae
Gene: efcab7
Product: EF-hand calcium binding domain 7
Exons: 13
Coding region: 129-1988 (619 amino acids)
Molecular function (GO): calcium ion binding
Source: RefSeq, a predicted model, not a curated record
UUGGUGUUGCUGACAAUACGCUUGUGCUUGCGCUUUGUAACGUAGCAGUAUGUAUAUAACAAUGUAGCUAGUUUAAUCUGGAUUUGCUUGCUUUUUGAAACGCUAACGUAGAUUUUUCACGGUUGGCUAUGUCUCAGCAGGCAACUUCACUCUCGGUCGAGGUGCAGAAAGGCACCGACCAGGAGACUUUCUACACGCACUGCAGAGCCGCCUACCUCGCUGUAUUUAGGUCUAGUUUAGCCUGCAUCACUUCCAAGCAACAGCUAUGCCGUGUUCUCCAACAGGCUGGCAGAAAUCCAUCCCAGGCAACUCUGAAUAAACACUGGACUCAGACAACCACAAAGUUGAAUUUUGAUGAUUUCUGUGAGAUCCUAAAGAAUGAAAGGCCAACAGAAGAAAAUGAAUUACUGCUAGCCUUCAAAAAGUUGGAUCUCAAUGGGGAUGGUUAUAUCUCUCACACUGAACUACAGAAAGUCCUAACUUCAAAAGGUGAGAAGAUGACUCCAGAGGAUGUGGAUGCCAUUUUUUCAUUAGCUGAUGCCAACAGAGAUGGCAAAUUGGACUAUGCAGAGUUCUGCAGACUUUUGCUAUCCACUGUAGAGCAGUGUCGGGUUGCAGCCCUGGAGAGAUUUGAGGCUGACGCCAAGAUGAAGAGGCAGAACUUUGGCAACCAGUUGGACAGCCCUCCAAAGACUUCAGCACCUGCUGCUGUACCUGCGCCCCAGCCACCAGAGAUGGCACAGAAAACCGAGCUAGACUCUACAUUAAAGAAAGACAGCAGAUCGUCAUCCCGUCCUUCAGCUCGUAGCAGGCGGUCGUCACUGUCUAACACCGUCACCAUGGCAGCCAGCAAUACCAAGAGCACCAAGCUGGCAGAGCCCACGUGUGUACAGGGCUUGUACCACUGCUGUAUGAAGGGCUGUUUUUUCCUUGAGGAGGAUGGAGGCAUCACAUCCCUGCAGUAUCAUCUCACUGUCCCCCAGACAGCCACUGUCUACCUCACCAUCAGCCCCCUGAACCUCAGCCAGACACCUGAAAAGUCUUCACCCUGGAUGUCGGUAGACACAGCUGUCUUUGUAGUGUCAGGAAAAGACUCCAAGCAAGAGACUAACCUGGUGUGUUUCACGGAGUCCAGAGACAAAGAGAAGUAUGGCUGGAAGGGAGAGCUGAGCGCCGGGACCUACUACCUCCUGCCAUUCACCACGGGCUGUAGGUUGAGGAAGAGGAUGAGGAAGAGUGUGUCUAAACCUGUCACUCUAGUCACCCUAACUGAAACCGGGGAGCUGGACCUGACCAGGGAGUUCCGGGAUGCGCUGUCGGACAUCUUUGAGGUGAUAGACCUGGAUGGAAACGGCCUGCUCAGUCUCCAGGAGUACAACUUCUUCGAGCUGAGGACCAGUGGAGAGAAAUGCGAUGAUGAGGCAUGGGAUGUCUGCAAAGAGAACUUUGACACCAGGAAGAACCAGCUGAGUCGUCAGGGCUUCAUGGAGCUUAACUUAAUGGAGGCCAGUGACCACGAUGGAGACCCCACAGACCUUUGGGUUACGCUGGAGGCCAUGGGCUAUAACCGGAGCCUGGAGAUGGUGGAGGCUUGUCCGUUCCUGAUAGAUCUCUACUGUGAUGAGGCCCAGUGUACCCUGCAGCCGGUCCAUUUGGAGACGGGUCACAGGAUGCUGAACAUGGCUCUACAGCGUUCCAUUACUGCCAGGUCAGAGGUCAAAACCCUCAGGGGUUCGGAGAACGUCCUGGUCUACACCUACAGAGGAGAACACAGGAUCUCAACCGUUAUUGCCAACAAGACCAACCAGAAGGUGACGGUGCAUGUGAACAAUGAACAGAGUAAGAACUGCAGCAGCAGCAGAGGAAUGUGUGUGUUCGCUGUGGAGGUCCCUGCUAGGACAAAGAUGGUGUGCCAGCAUGUCCUCCCCAUCAAUGAGAGCCAGGAAUGGACCUACAGCUGUGUAGAAAGCAUUAUACCAUGCCAGUAAAACCGUGACAGCCAUACUAGCUAAUAUAACAUUGGUACUUCAAGGUACUUCAAACUAUUUUUAGCCAAAGGAAACUGAAUGGAAAAACACUAUGUGCUAUAAAUGUAUUAACUGAAAAAGUCAUAAUCCCCAUAAAACCUGGCAGCAAAACUUAAAAAGCUGCUCUUUGCGUUAUUCCACCAUUAAUUUCUUCCAUAGGGGAUUUAUAAAUCAACUCAAAAAAGGUCUGUGUUUCGUGUAGGCUUACACCUCCACAGUGUUUGAUAACAGUGUAAAUAUCUUUAGGACGAGGUGACUUAAUGUCUUGAUCUAUAUUUAGCCAGUACUUACACAAUAUUUUUUGCAUAGUGUUUUGAAAAUGGUUACAGACAACCUUUACACGAUUCUCAAAACGCUGAGCCGGGGUAGGCUCACAAGAAAGACAGACCUUAUUUGAAGUGGAUCUAAAAAUCCCCAAGAAAUAAAUAAAUAGUGUAAUAAAUCAAAGAACCGCUAUUCAAGUUUUGCCACUAGGUUUUGUGGUGAUAAUUACUUGUCAACUAUUCCUCUCUUUUGUGCCUUUGUGAUAACUGUGGAGUGUUCUUCCAUGGAAUUGUGAGAUGUAAUGUUAAUUAGAAAAAUAUGAUGGUAUAAAUGUAACUUUUGAUAGAGAUUCUGUAGAUUGUAACUGAACCUACAUUUGCACUUUUUAUUUUUUAUGAUUUAACACUGUGGCCUAGGUUAUACUCUGUACUUUAUAUUUACCUACUUUCUCUGUUCAUCAAAAAAUAUUGAAAUUGCUAAAUUAACAAUUUAUAACUUUGAUCGUGCUGGGCUUUUGUAAUAAUGUUUAUCAUUUUGUAGAGUAUUUGCAUCACAAUUGCACUUUUUAAUACCAAUUUAAUGUGCGUUACAUUGUAACUUGUGCCUUGUGCCCUGAGAUUUGGAAAGCAUAUGUGCUAAAUCUCUAACAAUAUUACAGAUGUAUGUCAAAACUAAGUAAAUCUCUUACUUAAAAAUAA